Molecule: messenger RNA, 4429 nt
Organism: Protopterus annectens (West African lungfish)
Lineage: Eukaryota; Metazoa; Chordata; Ceratodontiformes; Protopteridae
Gene: FBXW7
Product: F-box and WD repeat domain containing 7
Exons: 15
Coding region: 734-2836 (700 amino acids)
Biological process (GO): ubiquitin recycling; proteasome-mediated ubiquitin-dependent protein catabolic process
Cellular component (GO): nucleus; cytoplasm
Molecular function (GO): ubiquitin binding
Source: RefSeq, a predicted model, not a curated record
GCUGGGAGUAAGACUCCCGUAACUAAACCGAAGCGCUUGACUCCGCCUGCAUGCUCUAUGACUCUGUCUGCUUGUGGUUGUGGUCUGGAAGGGUGAUUGUUUGUACCGGUUGGAGAUUUGUGUGCAGGGGGUGCAACACGGGGACACGCGGCGGGAUCAGUGUUUCAGAUCAGGUAGUGGCGGUGGAUUUUGAGAGGCCGUUAUUUGUGAUUCCACACGUGAGAGGAAAAAGGGGGACCAGUUUGUAACACCCAGAAUAACUGUAGCCAAGGCGUCUGAACUUUCUUGGACAUCGGAAUGGAGUGAGAUAGGCCGUGGGUGUGUAUGUGUCGCUGUCCCUUCCCAAGAGAGGAGCCACGCAAGGAGGCGGAAGUAUUCAUGCCACGUUGGGGAAGAGGCUUUUUAAAAGAGCGUUUACAAACUUGUUUUCAUCCCUUGGGGACGCAUCACAAAAAUGAAUUAAAAAGCUGUCUACAGCAGUUCAAGUGCUUCACCCUGCACCUGCUUUAUUAUUCAGACAUAGACUGACUUCUGUGAGGAUCAGAAGUGUAGGAGCAGGACUAGCAGAACUGUGCGGGAAUUGUGAAGUGCUUGGCACUGCUGUCUUGGCUGAAUCUGUAUUUAAGGAUUUAGAACUCUGUGCAGCCACCUGUACCUCCAGCAGAAUGCCAAGGCAUUCACAUCAUCAGACAGUCUAGCAAAGGUCCAAGAAGUAGCAAGCUGGCUUUUGGAAAUGAACCAGGAAUUGCUGUCUGGAGGCAGCAAGAGACGUCGAACUGGAGGGUCACUACGAGGUAAUACUUCCACAGGUCGGCCUGAAGAGGAGCAGAUGAACAGAGUUGUAGAAGAACAGCAACAAGAGGAGAGAGUCUCUCAGAAUACUGAAAGCUGCAGAAUAGAAAUUGGAGUGGGUGACAUCAGUGAACCCCAAGAAUCUGAAGAACUGCAGCUAGCGGAAGAAAACAAUAACCAUAUACUAGCAGAACAGGAAGAAACUGUUGAAAAUAAAGAUCUAGAAAAAGCUGACAAUGAAGAUGGGGAGGUGGAUGAGGAGGAGGAGGAAGAGGAGGAAAUGGACCAAGAUAGUGAUGACUUUGAUCAGUCAGAUGACAGCAGUAGAGAAGAUGAUAGCACAUUUAGCAGCAUUCCACAUUCAAAUGGAACCACUGACUUAGCAACACAAAAGCAGUUGUCACUCUCUUCCAAGGCACAGAUGAAGAGAAAGUUGGACCAUGGCGCUGAGGUCCGGUCUUUCUCUUCAGGAAAGAAACCUUGCAAAGGCUCCGAGUACACAAGUACUACAGGGCUUGUGCCAUGUUCAACAACACCUACCACCUUUGGGGACCUAAGAGCUGCAAAUGGGCAGGGACAGCAAAGGCGCCGCAUCCCAUCAAUCCAACCCCCUUCAGGACUCCAGGAGUGGCUCAGAAUAUUUCAGAGCUGGAGUGGGCCAGAGAAGCUUCUUGCGUUAGAUGAACUUAUUGACAGCUGUGAACCCACGCAAGUCAAACAUAUGAUGCAAGUGAUAGAACCUCAGUUCCAAAGAGAUUUUAUCUCCCUUCUCCCAAAAGAGCUGGCAUUGUACGUGUUGUCAUUCCUGGAACCCAAGGACCUGCUGCAAGCAGCACAGACAUGCCGCUACUGGAGAAUCUUAGCUGAAGACAACCUUCUGUGGAGGGAGAAGUGUAAAGAAGAAGGAAUUGAUGAACCUUUACAAAUAAAACGAAGAAAGGUGAUUAAGCCAGGUUUCACACACAGCCCUUGGAAAAGUGCUUAUAUUAGACAACACAGAAUUGACACCAACUGGCGAAGGGGAGAUCUGAAGUCUCCCAAGGUGUUAAAGGGUCAUGAUGAUCAUGUCAUCACAUGCCUGCAGUUUUGUGGUAGUCGUAUUGUAAGUGGUUCUGAUGAUAAUACACUUAAAGUAUGGUCAGCACUUUCAGGCAAGUGUUUGAGAACAUUAGUUGGACAUACGGGUGGAGUCUGGUCAUCCCAGAUGAGGGAAAACAUAAUAAUUAGUGGGUCUACAGACCGGACAUUAAAAGUUUGGAAUGCAGAGACGGGUGAAUGUAUCCACACACUUUAUGGACAUACCUCCACGGUCCGCUGCAUGCAUCUCCAUGAAAAAAGAGUUGUAAGUGGGUCUCGGGAUGCAACUCUCAGAGUCUGGGAUAUAGAGACUGGCCAGUGUUUACAUGUUCUCAUGGGCCAUGUGGCAGCAGUCCGGUGUGUUCAGUAUGAUGGACGAAGAGUAGUAAGCGGAGCUUAUGAUUUUAUGGUGAAAGUAUGGGAUCCAGAAACAGAAACUUGUCUACACACACUGCAGGGACAUACCAACAGAGUCUACUCACUACAGUUUGAUGGCAUCCAUGUAGUAAGUGGAUCAUUAGAUACUUCGAUCCGUGUCUGGGAUGUGGAAACUGGGAACUGCAUUCACACAUUAACAGGGCACCAGUCAUUAACAAGUGGAAUGGAACUCAAGGACAAUAUUCUUGUUUCUGGAAAUGCAGAUUCCACAGUGAAAAUCUGGGAUAUCAAGACAGGGCAAUGUUUACAGACCUUACAAGGCCCCAACAAACAUCAGAGUGCUGUAACGUGUUUACAGUUCAACAAGAACUUUGUAGUAACUAGUUCAGAUGAUGGAACUGUUAAAUUAUGGGACCUGAAAACAGGCGAGUUUAUCCGUAAUCUUGUGACGUUAGAAAGUGGGGGAAGUGGAGGAGUUGUGUGGCGGAUCAGAGCAUCAAAUACAAAAUUGGUCUGUGCCGUGGGAAGCAGGAAUGGGACUGAAGAGACAAAACUGUUGGUGCUGGACUUCGAUGUAGAUAUGAAGUGAAAGGCAAGCAGUCUCUCCAUACUUGUAAAGAUGAUGUACUUCCCUUCACCCUCCCCUUUCCUUCCCCCGCCUGCUUGGCCUUGGUGGUACAGGAAGUUGGCAUGGGGCAGUGGUUCACAUGGUGGAAGAAGCCAAGUUCCAUGGAUCCUGAAGAAAGGGGCACAGAGGAAUGAUGCAGCUGUGAGCAACGCAUGCUGUGUCUCGACAAGCUGCCCUUUUGACAUGGGCAAUUUUACGACACAAAAAGGCUUUAUCAGAUCAAGCUAGGUGCAGUUUAUAAUUGUACCUGCUAUUGCACAGCUCAUCAGCAGUAAAUCUGCUGUAAAAUACAAGUAAUAAUAAAUAAAAUGCUCUUUCUAAGCAAAGUGAGCUGUUUAGCAUCAGCCCAUGAAUGUUUGGUUUGAUUUUCAAACCAGGAGAAUUAUCUGCUUCAGUAAUUUUGUUUUUAUUUUUGUUUCUUCCUAGUCUUGAAAUGUUAGGAAGGCUUACUGUGAAUUUUAGUUUUGUAUACUAUUAUCACACAUUUUUGUUUUCCAUGCCUAACAUUGCCAACAUCAGUCAUUCACAGUAUUAAUGUGUUCUCUUUUUGUUGCUUCAAUAUGUUACACAUUUUGUGCGGGUGAAGGGGGGACAGAGUGGUAGACUGCCAUGGUUUUGUGAGCAUGACUUCUCUAGGCUGGGUCAACCCUAAGUUCUGGUGCUGAAAUAUGGGUCUCCAGGUCAGAGAAUGUUGUCCCAUCCCUGUACUGUAUUCCCAGUGGCCAAACCUAUUUAUGCUGCUAAAAGAUUUUUUUUAAACUGCUGUGACGUUUUAGUCCCAGGCAAAAUUCCAUAUUUGCUCUAGUGUGGAUGUGAUGAAGAAAAAUAUUUUUGCCAAUGAAACUUGAGGUAGCUGUGCCUCUAAGAGGCUUGGAAAGUAGUAAGGUCUAAACACAGUAGAAGAGUGAGUUUGCAUACAGGUAAGAGAUUGACAGUGUGCACAAAGCUUAUUGUCUUGUUUCUGGGCAAAAUGAAAACACAUUCCUAUGGACAAAGCUCUCGCAGCCUGUUCUGUGGGGAAAAUGUUUCAUUUUUUGUGAGAGCUGUGGUGAAUGGAAUGAAAGUGCAUAUAAAAACUGACAAAAAUAGAAAAAAAAAUGGGAAGAUGUAGUUGCUGGUCAGUCUUAGUUGUAACAGUAUUGAAGUAAACAGCUGUUACAGUUUUAUUAUUGCAGUGAGCUACUGACAGCAAAAACCUGUGCGGCUUUUUGCAGUGAAAGUAUCCCAGGUUACAGUUUUUCAUGAAAAAAACUAAUUCUCAGAAAUAAUAAAACCUCAUUCACCAAGAGCCACAACUCAAAGCCAAACUGUGAAAGUGGUUGAACACUGUAUUAAGCAUCCUUGUUUUCUCUCUUUUUCCUGUUUUGUUAAUUUAUAGUCUGGUUUUUAAAAAAAAAUCAGAUUCCAGGUGUUUUUUCUUUCUUUCCAGUUAUGUAACAACCUGAUACGAGGGAGGAAAAAUGACAUUUAAAGGGAUUGUGUAUCUUGAGUUUGAUCCACUUAGAAAUUUUAUUUUCUUAUAACUUAAGUGCAAUAAAAUGUGUUGUUUUUUCA